This is a messenger RNA of Cynocephalus volans (Philippine flying lemur), 5329 nucleotides long. RefSeq names its product lysine rich nucleolar protein 1 (gene KNOP1). The coding region runs from base 50 to 1417 and encodes 455 amino acids. Lineage: Eukaryota; Metazoa; Chordata; Mammalia; Dermoptera; Cynocephalidae. The transcript is spliced from 5 exons. The record is from RefSeq and is a predicted model, not a curated record.
ACGGCGGAGCGGGCUCUCACGUGGAAGCGGGGACUUUUGGCCUGCGGAAAUGAUCACCAGGACCCACAAAGUAGACCUGGGCCUUGGGCUCCUGGAAAAAAAAAAGAAGAAGGUAGUCAAAGAACCAGAGACUCAAUACUCAAUUUUAAAAAAUAACGAUUAUUUCGCUGAUGCUUGUCCUGUAAGAGCCACAUCCCCCUCUAAGAAUGUAGCCCAAGGGCAGGCACCUGAGAUCCUUCUAGUGAAGAAAAGGAAGAAAAAGAAGGGCCACAGCACCCUUUAUGAGGAGCACCUAGAAUCUGAGACUACACUGUGUAUCAGACAGACAGAGAAGUCACCCAGCCCCAGGAAGCAGGCCCUCGGUCACUUGGAGUACCUCACUGGGGAGAAGAAAAAGAAGAGGCAGUCCUUGUUAUCUCCAGCCGUGUCCCAUGGCUCAGGCAUGAAGACUUCCCCAGACCCCAGACAGAGUGAGGAGGUGGCCAGAGCUGGCAAGGAGCUCAAAAAACGCAAGAAGGAAAAAAAGGCCCAGGACACUGCAGCCUUUUCUGUCCGGGACCCUUUGUUCUGUGAGGCCAAGGAUGCUCUGUCUGCUUGCCCAGUGGGGAAGGAGGGUGAGGACCAGGCAGCCCUGGGGCAGAAACGGAAGCAGGGGACCCCCAGGGAUCACAGUGGGAAGAUGAAGAAGAAAAAAAAAAUCCACCAGGAGAGAGACACCCUCCUAGUCUCCUCCAAGCUCUCUAGUUCUGUGAACAGCAGCCCUAGGAAAGGAAGUAAAAAGAAGCCAGUCAAAGUUGAGGCUCCAGAAUACAUCCCAAUUGGAGAUGGCCAUGAGGCCCCAAUAAAGAAGAUGAAGUCCAAGAAAAAGGGAGAGCAGCCGGUCAUUGAGGAGUUGCCUCUAAAAAGGAAGAAAAAGAAGAAGAAAGAGAGCAGGGUGGCAGGAGACCCUUGGAAGGAGGAGCCAGACACAGACUUAGAGGUGGUGUUGGAAAAGAAAGGCAACAUGGACGAGAUGCACAUAGAUCAGGUGAGGCGAAAGGCCUUGCAAGAAGAGAUCGAUCGCGAGUCGGGCAAAACAGAGGCUUCUGAAAGCAGGAAGUGGACAGGAACCCGAUUUGGCCAGUGGGACACUGCUAGUUUUGAAGACGAUCAACAGAAACUGAAAUUUCUCAAACUUAUGGGUGGCUUUAAAAAUCUCUCCCCUUCAUUCAGCCACCCUCCUCGCACGACUGGAAGGCCCAACAUGGCCCUCAGCAAGAAGGCAGCUGACACUCUGCAGCAGAACCUGCAGCAGGACUAUGACCGGGCCAUGAGCUGGAAGUACAACCGAGGGGCCGGCCUCGGCUUCUCUACUGCCCCAAACAAAAUCUUUUAUAUCGACAGGAAUGCUUCCAAGUCAAUCAAGUUGGAAGAUUAAACUCUAGUGUCCUGUCCCCCACAACAGCCAAAAUUCCUUUCAUUGUUCAGUCUUGCAGAUGACAGCCCUCUGACUAUUGUCUCAAAUCACACACCUGCAAAGAUUAAGGACAACUAUCUUGAUGGGCUUGGACAAACUGGGGUGGGGGACAGCUCAUGUUUCAGGAGCCAAGAGAGCAAGUGAGUGUCUAAAACCUACUAUUGUCCAUGUUAAACAUUCCAUCCCUAUCCGAAGACACUGGCGUGUGUAAAUGAUGGUAGGUAACACUUGUUGGGUGUUCAGCAUGUGCCAGGCACAUACUGGCAUGUUUUCCUUGCAUUAAUGUAUUUAAUCUUCAUAAUUAUGAAAUGGGUGCUGUUAUUAUCCCCAUCUUAUAGAUGAGGCAACUGAAGUUCACGGAUAAAGUAGUAAAAUCGCCUGGGGUCACCCAGCCAGUGAGUGCCAAGUGCUAUACUUCUAUACCUCGACCCCAAGUCACUAUUCAUUACUCGGAAUAUCCCUCCUUGGGAAUCUCACCCAGAACACUCGUUGGGGAUUAAAAUGUCUUCUGAUUGAGGAAACAAAUUUUAUGACAUGUCUAAAUCUCAAACAGGAAGUGGAAUUAAUUAAUGAAAAACAAUGACUGGAAAGCUCAUUUUCCUUUGCCCCAUUUUGGAGUAGCUGCAGGCAAAGAGGGGUCUGAGUGGGCACCAAGCAGAUGUGGCUGAGCCGCCUCUGGUGCUGGGAAAUGUGCCUCUAAGCCAGUCUUGCCUUUUCCAGCUGCCAUCCUUCGAUCCUAAGUGCUAAGUUUGGAUUGGACUUUUUGUGCUUUAACUAGAUCCUGAAUAAGGCAUAUUAUUUUAGAGAGCAGUUAGUCCUGCAAAUAAACCAAUGGCAAGUUCCCAGGUUGUGUUCUAUUAGAUUCCUUUGGGUCACAAGCAAGAGAAUCCAGGUGACUUCUGUGGUGGAGGAUGAAUGCAAGGAGGCACAGGACCCAUGGGGGGUAGCACAUGAAGUUGCCUCAGCAGUAACAGCAGGGACAGUGUUUCCAAGCCUGGAUUCCACAGCAAGCCUCGGACAGUUCCAGGUAUAGUUAUCCAAGUGACAUGUGACCACCUUCUUUCCAUUCUCCCAGCUUUUUGCAUCCCCAAAUACAGGUUCUGAUGGGGACACUUUCACAUUACUUGGCCUGAACACCUCCUGUAGGACAUCCCAGCCCAGGUAGGAGGCCUUACCAGCCAGGAAAUCCAAAAUCUCAGUGGCAGGAGGUCCUGAUGGAGGGGGCUGAUUCAGCAGCUCACCAAGGAAACAUUCGUUUUCUCUCUGUUCCAUUGUCCUGUGUUAGCUUCAGACUGGUAGAAGGAUGACAGUAGCAAUUCCAGGCUAUCGGUUCCCUAGAACGUUCCAGAGGAAAAAGAAAAACUUCUUUUUUUGGUUCAAGGAAAAUUCCAGAAGGCCCUCAAGGGACCUUGUUUCAUAUGCCCAUUCCUGCACCAGCCCCUGACAUGGGAGGGAAAGUCAAGAAGAGUGAGAAGCUGAUGCUGGAGAGAUAAGCAUGGUGUCCACUACUGCCCGGACUACUGGCACUUUAGACAACUGGUCUUACCUGGGCUCUGACCUCUGACCCCUGACCCACAAGUGUUGGCCAGGUCAAUAGUCCUACAAGUGGGUGCUAGCAAGGACCCGUUUGGGCCCCUUCCCUCAGAACAUGAACUUGGCCUUUCAUGAUGGAAGAGGCCACCUCAGUGCUUAGAAGGUAGCGUUCUGCAUCUGAGCUAUCUCCUCCUUAGCACCUCCUCCCCCGACAGGAACACAUCUCCUGACCGUAACACUAUAGGAAUUCGCUCGGUGUAAAAGGGAUCAGCCUUUUCUACUCUGAUAGUUUUUAUCUUGAGAGGUCACACUACAGUUUGGGUGUAACUUAGCUCCUCAAAAAUGAUUGCGCUCAGCCAUCUCUUGUGUGAUUCUGGAGAAUAGAUGAUUGAUCUUCCACUGUCCUGCCUCCAUCCAAUCCUUGGUGACUUGACAGCUCUCACUGAGGUGAGAUAGUCAGGUCAGGCCUUUGUCCAAGUGUCAAUAGUCUGUGUAAUUGGGUUGGACUUUUUAAUUCAACAUAUCGCCAUUGGCUUAUGAGUUUCUUUGCUCAGGGGAAGGGUUGUUGCUUUUCUAUGUAGAUGAGAACGUAAAGUCUGUAUCCAGAGAAGGUUGGGCAGCCAAGACAAGAUGCUGAGUGUCCUCAGAAUGAACUUAGCCUUUUCUCUUUGCUUUUCACUCAGAUGAGUAGGUCCUGGUCCUGGGGCAUUCUGCGGGGCUUGGAAGAAUCACUCUGUGCUUCUGAUGUUUGCUGGGAUCGCAUCCUUUGUGAACUAACACUGGUUUGAGCUAUCCCUGCCCCUCCCUUUCCUGUGUCCAGUGCCAUCCCCAAGCUGUCAAAGUUUUUAGUGUGAUUUCCCAUGUUCUCCUUCAUGUCUUGACACUGUGUAGAACACAGCCUGUCUCCAAGGCAUGGGAAUUUGGGGGAGAUGGAGGCUGGGGAGGUCUGGCAGACGGCACAGCCAAGACCUUAGUAAAUAUUUUCCUAGCCCUGAUCUCAAACUUGGCUGUUGGCCCCUUGGGGAUUUCUCACUGAACUUUUUUUUUUUUUUCGGUGGCUGGCCAAUAUGGGGAUCUGAACCCUUGACCUUGGCGUUACAACACCAUGCUCUAACCAACUGAGCUAGCCAGUCAGCCCCCUCACUGAACCUUUUUCUAUGGCAAGGUCCUUUCCUCCUUACAGUUGCCCUUCUCCAGCUGUCUGUCUUAGUCUGAUUCUUGUUCUGUCUGCCUUAGCCCACCAGGCCCUGCCCUGGGACCACCUUCCUACAACUAGUCUGGCCCACCAAAGUCUUUGCCAAAUGGGCUCAGUUCUCUCCUAAAAGAAGUUGUGUAUUCAGCUCUGUGAACUAUUAGAACUGUUCAGAAUUGCAGUAGGUAGAAUAAAGCCCCCUGCCCCCUGAAGAUAGUUGUGGAACCUGUGAAUAUGUUAGGUUACAAAAUAAAAGGGAACUACGGUUGCUAAUGAGCUGACCUUAAAAUAGGGAGAUUAUCCUGGAUUGUCUGGGUGGGUCCAGUGUAAUUAUAAGGGUCCUUAAAUGUAGUAGAGAGCAAGAGUUAGUGAAGAGACUUGUAAGAAAGUUGAUCAGCCAUUGCUGGUUUUGAAGGUGGGAAGGAAGGGGCCACAAGCCAAGGAAUGUGGGUGGCCUCUAGAAGCCAGAAAAGGCAAGAAAACUUUCCCCUAGAGCCUCCAGAAAGGAAUGCAGCCCAGCUGACAAUUUUUAGCCCAUUGAGACCAGUUGGACUUUGAUCAACAGAACUGUAAGAUAAAGUUGUGUUGUUUUAAGCCACUAAAUUUGUGAUAAUUUGUCAAAGUAGCAACAGAAAACUAACACAGGUCUCACUUAGAAGUUUCUUUCAUUUCUUAAAAUUCUUGCUUGGAUUUUUUUAUUGCGCUGUCCUUCCUAAUAGUAGACUUCAUCUUGUGUAGACUGUGGUAUUCAGAGACUGGCUUAUUGGUUUAGUAAUGAGCUGGGGAAAACUGCACACAAGAACAUAAAAUCUAAGUCUCUGUGUGGGCAAGGCGAUAUGAUUCUGGUGUAAUGUGUACUUGACCUAAUGUGAAAGUUCAAGUUCAGGUUAACGUAAAAGCAAUAAGAAUUCACUGGCCCAGCAUUGGGAACUAAUGCUGUCCAACGUGUACAGCUCUAAGUGGAAACAACUUGAAGAGCACAAUCUAUGAAUUUGCCAACUGUUUUACAUUUAAAUAGCAUCAUAGAGUAAAAGUAGUAUAUAAAAUGGUUUUAAUGGAAUUUGUUAAACAAAGGCCACUUGGGAGUAUUGGAGCAAUACCACAAUGCUUUUGGAGUUUCUGUAUGUUUUGUUUAUUAAAGAGGAGGA